CUUACAGGGGAAAGCCCCGAAGCCCCGCCCCACCGGACGUGGCGCAACGGAACGAGACGGAGCCUCGUCUGACUCCGCCUCCCAAGAGGAGGGGGUUUGCCUCUGAGCGUCCGAAGCGCGACCAGGCAAUGUGGCUGAAGGUGGGGGGCCUACUUCGGGGGACCGGUGGACAGCUGGGCCAGACUGUUGGUCGGCCUUGUGGGGCCCUGGGGCCUGGGCCCCACCACUGGGGGCCAUGUGGUGGUUCUUGGGCCCAAAAGUUUUACCAGGGUGGGCCUGGGAGAGGCCUGGGUGAGGAGGACAUUCGCAGGGCACGGGAGGCCCGUCCCAGGAAGACACCCCGGCUCCAGCUGAGUGACCGCUCUCGAGAACGCAAGGUGCCUGCCUCCCGCAUCAGCCGCUUGGCCAACUUUGGGGGUAGGACUGGCUGUGGCUUGGGGCUGGAGCGCUCGGCGGAGAUGGCUAAGGAAGUCCUGCCAGGAGGUCGUCGUGAAUCUUAGGGUGGUUCUGGGCCGGACUCCAACCCCUUCCUGUCGGAGGCCAAUGCCGAGCGGAUCGUGCAGACCUUAUGUACAGUUCGAGGGGCUGCCCUCAAGGUUGGCCAGAUGCUCAGCAUCCAGGACAACAGCUUCAUCAGCCCUCAGCUGCAGCGCAUCUUCGAGCGGGUCCGCCAGAGCGCCGACUUCAUGCCCCGCUGGCAGAUGCUGAGAGUUCUUGAAGAGGAGCUUGGCAGGGACUGGCAGGCCAAGGUGGCCUUCUUGGAGGAGGUGCCCUUUGCCGCUGCCUCAAUUGGGCAGGUGCACCAGGGCCUGCUGAAGGACGGGACGGAGGUGGCCGUGAAGAUCCAGUACCCCGGCGUAGCCCAGAGCAUUCAGAGCGAUGUCCAGAACCUUCUGGCGGUACUCAAGAUGAGCACAGCCCUGCCUGCGGGCCUAUUUGCCGAGCAGAGCCUGCAGGCCUUGCAGCAGGAGCUGGCUUGGGAGUGUGACUACCGUCGUGAGGCAGCUUGUGCCCAGAAUUUCAGGCAGCUGCUGGCAAAUGACCCCUUCUUCCGGGUGCCAGCUGUGGUUAAGGAGCUGUGCACGACACGGGUGCUGGGCAUGGAGCUGGCCGGAGGAGUCCCCCUGGACCAGUGCCAGGGCCUGAGCCAGGACCUGCGGAACCAGAUUUGCUUCCAGCUCCUGACGCUGUGUCUGCGGGAGCUGUUUGAGUUCCGAUUCAUGCAGACGGACCCCAACUGGGCCAACUUCCUAUAUGACGCCACCAGCCACCAGGUGACCCUGCUGGACUUUGGUGCAAGCCGGGAGUUUGGGACAGAGUUCACAGACCAUUACAUCGAGGUGGUGAAGGCUGCAGCUGACGGAGACAGAGACCGUGUCCUACAGAAGUCCAGAGACCUCAAAUUCCUCACAGGCUUUGAAACCAAGGCAUUCUCCGACGCCCACGUGGAGGCAGUGAUGAUCCUGGGGGAGCCCUUCGCCACCCAGGGCCCUUAUGACUUUGGGUCGGGGGAAACUGCCCGCCGCAUCCAGGACCUCAUCCCGGUGCUGCUGCGGCACCGGCUGCGCCCCCCACCCGAGGAGACCUAUGCCCUGCACCGCAAGCUGGCAGGGGCUUUCCUGGCCUGUGCCCGCCUCCAAGCCCACAUCGCCUGCAGGGACCUCUUCCAGGACACCUACCACCGCUACUGGGCCAGUCGCCAGCCAGACGCAGCCACUGCCGGCAGCCUCCCCACCAAAGGAGACUCCUGGGCAGAUCCCUCAUGACAGCCUCCAUGGGGGAUUCAGUCCCCAGAGCAGGCCAUACCCUGCUGUAGUGCCUCUUAGCCCUUCCUCGUCUGCCCUGGGUCAGGGGAGCCCCCUGGGCUUCCCAGUCUUGCCUGGCUCUCCUCCUUGGCCCAGGAGCUCAGGAUCCCUGGGGCUGGGGAACUCCCAACUUCGUGCCCUAGAUCCUGCACCUCCCCACUCCAAAGUGGGCAUCCGGGAACUCUAAGCCAGGGAAGCAGUUAACUUAUCUGUGCCAACAUUUGAGGGAGCCUUGGGCCCCUGCAUGCCGUUUUCAGAUCCGGACUCAUCAGGGGGAGCCCUCACCUCUGCCUCAAGUCUGCCGUGGAAGGCGAGAUGGUGGUCCUGGAGGCAGUCCUCACCUCUGCCUCCCUCGCUCCUCCAACAGCUGCCUUCUCCCGGGUUCCAGCCUCUCAGUGUGUUGGAGAGGUAGGGGUGCGGGGGGAGGGGGGAGCUGAACCUUCAAUCGGAAUAAAAGCAACCCUCCCCUUC
This is a messenger RNA of Cercocebus atys (sooty mangabey), 2276 nucleotides long. It is a transcript of the gene COQ8B, whose product is annotated as aarF domain containing kinase 4. The record is from RefSeq and is a predicted model, not a curated record. Gene Ontology annotation, molecular function: kinase activity. Gene Ontology annotation, cellular component: extrinsic component of mitochondrial inner membrane. Gene Ontology annotation, biological process: ubiquinone biosynthetic process. The transcript has 15 exons. Lineage: Eukaryota; Metazoa; Chordata; Mammalia; Primates; Cercopithecidae.